Messenger RNA from Xyrauchen texanus (razorback sucker), 2468 nucleotides. Its product is annotated as excitatory amino acid transporter 5-like. Gene Ontology annotation, molecular function: neutral L-amino acid transmembrane transporter activity; glutamate:sodium symporter activity; L-glutamate transmembrane transporter activity. Gene Ontology annotation, cellular component: plasma membrane. The record is from RefSeq and is a predicted model, not a curated record. The transcript has 11 exons. The coding region runs from base 166 to 1911 and encodes 581 amino acids. NCBI's taxonomy places the organism in Eukaryota, Metazoa, Chordata, Actinopteri, Cypriniformes, Catostomidae. Gene Ontology annotation, biological process: L-glutamate transmembrane transport.
CUUUUUCUUGGAGGGACUGACAAUAACACCCUUUCUUCAACUGACUAUACCUUCCUAAUUCUAGUUAUUUCCCUUUGCAUGUCUCUGUCUACCCUGGACAUUUGAGCCCUUGGCUCAAGGUGUUGUAUGGCUGAUUGACAGGGUGGUAAACGUUUUCGAGUCACCAUGGCAUUGGGUGCGGUGUGGAGCCGCGUUAAGAAUGUGUGCCAACAGAAUGGCCUCCUCAUCUUGUCAGUGCUGGCCGUGGUUAUUGGAUGCCUGCUGGGCUUCUUCCUUCGCUCCAAACACCUCUCUGAGCAGGAGGUGAAGUACUUCCAGUUCCCAGGAGAGCUGCUGAUGCGGAUGUUGAAGAUGCUCAUCCUGCCUCUGGUGGUCUCCAGUUUGAUGUCUGGUCUGGCAGCACUGGACGCUAAGUGCUCCAGUCGACUGGGCAUCAUGACUAUCUCGUAUUAUCUGUGGACAACAUUUGUGGCCGUAGUGGUGGGCAUCGUCAUGGUCAUCAUUAUCCACCCAGGUGGAGCGGCACAGAAGGAGGACUCAGAGGACAGUGGCAAACCCAUCAUGAGCUCAGCUGAUGCUCUACUGGACCUUAUCCGCAACAUGUUUCCAGCCAACUUGGUCCAAGCAACUUUUCAACAAUAUCGUACCAAGAGCAUCCCUAUCAUGAAGCCAAAACCGACCAUCAGUCAGGACAUACUGGAGACCUCCACCAGAAGGGUCUUCAUUUAUGGAAUCCAGGACGACAACGGUACAGACGUCCAAAACUUCUCCCUUGACUUGACGCCUCUUCCUGAUGUGGUCUUUAGAACGCUUCCCGGCACCAGCGAGGGCAUGAACGUGCUUGGAAUCGUCAUCUUCUCAGCUACCAUGGGGAUCAUGCUUGGAAGAAUGGGACCAAACGGCAGUGCUCUGGUCAACUUCUGCCAAAGUCUAAAUGAAGCUGUGUUGAAAAUUGUAGCCAUUGUUAUAUGGUACUUCCCAUUUGGUAUUGUGUUCCUGGUAGCUGGAAAAAUCUUGGAAAUGGAUGACCCCUCGGCCAUGGGAAAGAAACUGGGCUUCUACGCCAUCACUGUGGUCAUGGGGCUGGUGCUUCAUGGCCUGUUCAUCCUGCCUGCCAUGUACUUCUUCAUCACUAAAAAGAGCCCCAUCGUCUACAUUCGAGGCAUUUUACAGGCCCUGCUCAUCUCAUUAGCCACUUCAUCCAGCUCAGCCACGCUGCCUAUCACCUUCAAGUGCCUCCUGGAGAACAAUCACAUUGACAGGCGUAUUAUUCGCUUUGUACUUCCUGUGGGUGCCACUAUCAACAUGGAUGGCACUGCCUUAUAUGAAGCUGUAGCAGCCAUCUUUAUCGCUCAGGUUAAUAACUACGAACUGGACUUUGGGCAGAUCAUCACCAUCAGUAUCACAGCAACAGCGGCCAGCAUCGGUGCUGCCGGCAUCCCACAGGCUGGGCUGGUAACCAUGGUGAUAGUGUUAACUUCAGUGGGACUUCCCACAGAUGACAUCACUCUGAUUAUUGCUGUGGAUUGGGCCCUGGAUCGGUUCAGGACAAUGGUGAAUGUGAUGGGUGAUGCUCUGGCUACAGGAAUCAUGGCACACAUAUGUAGAAAAGACUUUAUAAAAGAGGGUGAAGAGAUCCCUCUCAUUUGUGAGACCAAACCAAUGAUCAGCAUCCAGCAGAUGAUGGCCUACCAGAAAAACGGCUGUUUCCAGCCCCGUCCUCCAGGUCCUAGGAGGACACCCGAGCACCACUCGCCAGAUGUGGCCCGUCUCAUGCAGCUGGAAGAGGGCAUCAGGCCCACUGAGAAUAAGUCCCCUCACCUGUCUCCACACCAUUACAAACGAGAACACAAAGACAAAGCCAAAGAGCACUGUACCAUUGACAUGAACGGUCUGGAGACCAAUGUUUAGAAACCCCAGUAGUGUGUGACUGGUGCACAUACACAAAAAAAGACCAAGAGCUGCAAGAUGCCAGUCGUUGUCUGGAUUUUCAGCAUGUGUGUGAAUAUUUAAGUGAACUUUGCAGGUUCAAAGGGACUUUCAAGUAAGGAGGCUGAUGUGGUAGGGCAUCCCCGGAUCUUUGGACCUACUAAGGGGAUUUGCUAACCCCAUCCCUAUCCAUUUCCUUUAUAUACCACAGAACAGAUGCUGAGCUACACGAGUAAGUGUGUGGAGACAGAUCAGAAUACAUAAGAGUACUUUCAGCAGGAGAGAUCACACACUCUUUUCUGAAGCAAUCAUCUUGGUCAUGGACAGCUCAUCUAUGGAAAGUGGAUAUGUGUUGGUUUAUUUAAUUUGUCAUUUUUUUCAUUUGCUGCUGAGUUGUCUUUGUUUUCGUUUUUUCUUUAUAGUUUUUCUAAAAAACUUUCUCUUUCUAAGUCCUCUUUUUCAAUACCAGGGAGAAAAUAAAUUGUCGCCUGAUGAAGAUUUAACAAAUACAGUGACCACAAUAUGUAUUUGGACACUUA